This is a messenger RNA of Drosophila ficusphila, 2897 nucleotides long. RefSeq names its product spermatogenesis-associated protein 20. The record is from RefSeq and is a predicted model, not a curated record. Gene Ontology annotation, biological process: carbohydrate metabolic process. The transcript has 5 exons. The coding region runs from base 159 to 2573 and encodes 804 amino acids. Lineage: Eukaryota; Metazoa; Arthropoda; Insecta; Diptera; Drosophilidae.
UCAUCCCUACGGCCGAUAUGCAAAACAUUGUUAUAAACAUUGUUAUUGUUGCACACGUUGCAGGGUUUUCCAAAGGUAGGAAAAUCGGAAAGGCCAGGAGAAACCAAGGCGAGUGAAAGCAGAGCGCAAGUCCCCAGAUCCCCGAUUCCCCAUUUGAUAUGUUCAGGGCCAGACUGCACUUCCCCUGGAUACGAAGCACUCUGCAAACGACCUUGAAACUCCCAGCAGAUACAUCAAGAACCGAAUCGGUCCGUCGGAUCCAGAACCUGCGACUCCCACACAUCGGUUGUCGUAGUCGCACUGUGAACAACCAGAACAUCAGAAGAAUGGCCAGCGGAGGAAAUGAACCCAAGGAGGAGGCUCCAAAACAAGGAAAUCGAUUGAUUUCCUCCAAGUCGCCGUAUCUUUUGCAGCACGCCCACAAUCCGGUGGACUGGUAUCCCUGGGGCGAGGAGGCUUUCGAGAAGGCCCGCCGUGAGAACAAGAUGAUCUUUCUCUCGGUGGGUUACUCAACCUGCCACUGGUGCCAUGUGAUGGAGCACGAAUCCUUCGAGGACCCCGAGACCGCGGCCGUUAUGAACGAGCACUAUGUGAACGUUAAGGUGGAUCGGGAGGAGCGUCCGGAUAUCGACAAGGUGUACAUGCAGUUCCUUCUUAUGUCUAAGGGCAGUGGCGGUUGGCCGAUGAGCUUGUGGUUAACUCCAGACUUGGCUCCAUUGGUAGCGGGAACAUAUUUUCCACCUAAGGCCCGCUAUGGAAUGCCCUCUUUUACGACCGUGUUGAAAUCCAUUGCCAAAAGGUGGGAAACCGACAGGCAAUCCCUUGAAGCGGCGGGCUCCAAUUUGAUCACCGCUUUACAGAAUAAUCAGGACGCUGGCGCGGUGGCAGAAGCAGCAUUCGGACGUGGAAGUGCCAUCGAAAAGCUAAACGAAGCCAUCAACAUCCAUAAGCAGCGAUUCGACCAGGACAACGGAGGAUUUGGAUCGGAACCCAAGUUCCCAGAGGUGCCACGUCUAAACUUUCUAUUCCACGGCUAUCUAGUCACUAAGGAUGCGGAUGUGCUGGACAUGGUGAUUCAUACGUUGGAGCACAUUGGAAAGGGUGGCAUCAAUGAUCACGUCUUUGGGGGCUUCGCUCGCUACGCCACCACCAAGGAUUGGCACAACGUCCACUUUGAGAAGAUGCUCUAUGACCAGGGUCAACUGAUGACGGUUUUCGGGAAUGCCUACAAGGUGACCAGGAAUGAAGUCUUCCUGGGCUACGCAGAUAAGAUCUACCAGUAUUUAUUGAAGGACUUAAGACAUCCUUUGGGGGGUUUCUUCGCUGGCGAGGAUGCCGAUUCGUUGCCAACCCAUGACGAUAAAGUGAAGGUCGAGGGAGCCUUCUACGCUUGGACCUGGGAUGAGAUUAAGGACGCUUUCAAGAAGAAGGCCGAGCGGUUUGAAGACAUUACUCCCGAGAAGGCUUUUGAGAUUUAUGCUUUCCACUACGGCCUAAAGCCCCCGGGAAAUGUGCCGGCCUACAGCGAUCCACAUGGGCACCUCACCGGGAAAAACAUCCUUAUCGUGCAGGGAUCUGAGGAGGAUACCACUGCCAACUUCAACAUAGAGGCGGAGCAGUUGGUGAAGCUUCUGGAGACAGCCAAUGACAUUCUGCAUGAUGUGCGGGAUCAGCGACCUCGUCCGCACUUGGACACCAAGAUUAUUUGCGCCUGGAAUGGGCUGGUGCUUUCGGGACUCUGCAAACUGGGCAACUGCUACUCCGCCAAACGGGAUGAGUACAUGAAAACGGCCAAGGAGCUGUUGGACUUUCUGCGCAAGUAUAUGUAUGAACCGGAAAAGAAGCUUCUCAUCCGCUCUUGCUAUGGCGUGGCUAUCGGAGAUCCAACUCUGGAGAAAAAUGAGACCCAAAUCGAUGGUUUUCUAGACGACUAUGCUUUCCUUAUCAAGGGCUUACUGGAUUACUACAAGGCCACAUUGGACGUCGAGGCUUUGCAUUGGGCGAAGGACUUGCAGGAGACGCAGGACAACCUCUUUUGGGAUGAGAAAAAUGGAGCCUACUUCUUUUCGAAGCAGGAUGCCCCCAAUGUUAUUGUGCGGCUUAAGGAGGACCACGAUGGCGCCGAGCCGUGUGGCAACAGUGUGUCCGCCCGAAAUCUUGUUCUUCUCGGCCACUAUUACAACGAGCAGGCAUAUCUCGAUAAUGCGGAAAAGCUGCUGAACUUCUUUGCAGAAGUAUCGCCCUUUGGACACGUUCUUCCCGAGAUGAUGUGCGCCCUGCUGAUGCAACAACACGGACUGGAUCUUGUGGCAGUGGUGGGACCCGAUUGCCCGGACACGCAGCGUUUUGUGGAAAUAUGCCGCAAGUUUUACAUCCCAAGCAUGAUUAUAAUGCACGUGGAUCCCGCGAAUCCGGAAGACGGCUCAAACCAGCGCUUGCACACCAAGUUUAAAAUGGUCGGUGGCAAGACAACAGUUUACAUUUGUCACGAGCGAGCAUGCCGCAUGCCGGUUACCGAUCCAAAAACACUGGAAGACAACCUCAUGACCUAUUUCUUUUCAAAGCGUGCUUAAGUCCUGAAAGAUACUCGAAUUAUAUUUUUAGACCAUUUAGAUGUUAUUACGAUGUUGUUUUUUAUUUUGCUUUAAAAGCAAAAUCAGUUCGCGGAACUCGAUAGUUGUAAUUAGUCGUUAAUAAGGACCCCAAUAGACUUGUGACAGAGUCAUGUAGCUUCAGCUUACUCCAUUAUAAAGUCUAAGAGACUUCCCACACCCGCAUUACCCUAAGUGUCCACAGUUGGUUGACGUUGCUAUAUUUAAUGUGACUGACAACUAAAAUAACCAACAUAUAUAUAUAUGUGUUUUCAAAGUUAAUAAAUGGGGGUUAGCCCUUCACAA